Molecule: messenger RNA, 1173 nt
Organism: Dendroctonus ponderosae (mountain pine beetle)
Lineage: Eukaryota; Metazoa; Arthropoda; Insecta; Coleoptera; Curculionidae
Source: RefSeq, a predicted model, not a curated record
GGGCAGCGGCUCCAUCACGCAGGGCACGCCCACUCAGAUGGGCGGCGACGUGGCCGCCUUCCUGCACCAGGGCGCGCACCACAUGCACGUGCUGAACGUGCACAGCCACCGCAGCCUCACCAACUCGCCCAUCAGCAAUCCAGGCAGUCCGGGCCUGGACAUGAUCCAGGAGGAGGCCGCCCAGCUGGCGCCGCCCUUUCCGCCCAAGCCCGAGGGCCACCCCCAGAUCUCCGUCACCGACGUUCUAGGGAGCGAGAUCACGCUGGUGGCCGGCUCCGACACGUCGGAGGACUCGAUGGACAGCCUGGAGGGCGGGGGGCGCGUGGCGCGCAUCCCCUCCUUCGUGAUCAGCGAGCCGCUGGAGAACACGCCCAGCAUAACGCGCGGCAUCGGGCGCAAGACCAGCCAGGAGGGGGAGGCCAGCGGCGCGCCCGCCCCACAUUCCGAGGAGCUGCAGCUGCAGCUGCGGCGCAGCUCCUGCUACUCGGACGACUCGCUGUCCAACGACAGCGUGAGCAUCGGCAACCAGAGCCCGAGCAGCUCGAGCAACACGCAGUCGAGCCACGCGUGCGAGGGCGACUACCGCAGCCGCGCCAUAGACAGCGCGCAGCUGAACCGCGAGCUGAGCAACGCGGGCGGCCCCGCGCAGCACUUCCAGAUAUUCCAGGAGCUGAAGCUGAAGCUGGGCGAGCCGCCCGACGGGGGCGGCGCCCCCCACAAGACCUCGUCCGGCUCGUUCGAGUUCGAGCUGAGCGACUUCUGCUCGAAGCUGCACGCCAACGACAUCCUGGAGAUGGUGAAGCGCACCAUCCACGACCAGAUCCAGCCCAAGCAGCUGCUCAGCCUGAACGACGUGAACGAUCGGCUCAGCUUGGAGUACGAGGGCGGCAUCCAGAUCGAGCUCAAGGUGGUGGAGAAGCCGCGCGACUCCAAGGGGCUGAAGCUGCGCCGCAUCUCGGGCGACCAUCUCGUCUACAGCCAGCUCUGCCAGCAGCUGAUCUCCUGCAUGACUGUUUCCUAGCGCUCCAGCUAGUUCUUCUGCGUUCCAUUCACCCCACUGUAUAUAGUGUAACUUGUGAUAGACCUCAAACGUGGGGGGCGGCCCGGCCGCCCCCACCUCCUUAUGUACAUAGCAUUAAUUAGAAUAUAAUACAAUGUAAAGGAUGUACAGAG